Molecule: messenger RNA, 1767 nt
Organism: Sclerotinia borealis F-4128
Lineage: Eukaryota; Fungi; Ascomycota; Leotiomycetes; Helotiales; Sclerotiniaceae
Source: the annotation of a GenBank genome assembly
AUGUCGUAUGGAGGAGGAUAUGGCGGUGGCGGCGGCCGUGGUGGCGGUAACGGGUACGGAAAUGAUGAUUCCUCAUAUGGCAGAGGCAACUCUUACUCCAAUAGAUAUCCAAAUGGUGGAUCCAAUGGUUACUCUGGUGGUGGAGGUGGCGGUGGAGGUGGUUACGGUGGAGGUGGAGGUGGCAGAGGCGGCGGCGGCGGUGGUGGUGGAAAUGUAAACGGCUACUCUGGAGGUGGUGGUGGUGGCGGAUACGGAGGCGGAGGUGGAGGUGGAUACGGCGGUGGUGCUGCUGGUGGAGACCGCAUGUCCAACCUUGGUGAUGGUCUUCAAAAGCAAAGCUGGGACCUUGACGUCAUGCCAAAGUUCGAGAAAUCUUUCUACAAGGAAGACCCAGUUGUCGCUGCCAGGUCAGAGGAAGAUGUUGCCAAAUUCAGAGCUACACACAACAUCGCAAUUCAAGGUCCAAAUAUCCCAAAGCCUGUCGAGACCUUCGACGAGGCUGGUUUCCCUGCAUACGUCAUGACAGAAGUUAAGGCCCAAGGUUUCCCAGCACCUACUCCAAUUCAAUCUCAGGGUUGGCCUAUGGCUCUCUCUGGACGUGAUGUCGUCGGUAUCGCCGAGACCGGUUCUGGAAAGACUCUCACCUACUGUCUCCCAGCCAUCGUCCACAUCAACGCACAACCACUUCUCGCCCCUGGCGACGGUCCUAUUGUUUUGGUUCUUGCGCCUACCCGUGAGUUGGCUGUUCAAAUUCAACAAGAAAUCACCAAAUUUGGAAAGUCCUCCCGCAUCCGCAACACUUGUGUUUACGGAGGUGUCCCUAAGGGUGGUCAAAUCCGUGAUCUCGCCAAGGGUGUUGAGGUCUGCAUUGCUACCCCAGGUCGUCUCAUUGAUAUGAUUGAGUCUGGCAAGACCAACCUUCGUCGUGUUACAUACCUUGUUCUCGAUGAGGCUGAUCGUAUGUUGGAUAUGGGUUUCGAACCACAAAUCCGUAAGAUCCUUGGACAGAUCCGACCUGACAGACAAACUUGCAUGUGGUCUGCUACUUGGCCAAAGGAAGUUAGAGCUCUUGCUUCUGAUUACUUGAACGACUUCAUCCAGGUCAACAUUGGUUCAUUGGAGCUCUCUGCUAACCACAGGAUUACUCAAAUCGUCGAAGUUGUUUCUGAAUUCGAGAAGCGCGAUAAGAUGACCAAGCAUUUGGAAAAGAUUAUGGAAGACAAGGAUAACAAGAUUCUGAUAUUCACAGGAACCAAGCGUGUUGCUGACGACAUCACACGCUUCCUCAGACAAGAUGGAUGGCCUGCGCUUUCCAUUCACGGUGACAAACAACAAAAUGAGCGUGAUUGGGUAUUGAAUGAAUUUAAGACUGGCAAGAGCCCAAUCAUGGUUGCUACUGAUGUAGCUUCGCGUGGUAUUGAUGUCCGAAACAUUACUCAUGUUUUCAACUAUGAUUACCCUAACAACUCGGAGGAUUAUAUCCAUCGUAUUGGUCGUACAGGUCGUGCUGGACAGACUGGAACUGCAAUCACUCUCUUCACCACUGAUAAUCAAAAGCAAGCGCGUGAUCUCGUGAACGUUCUUACUGAAGCGAAGCAGGUCGUUGAUCCUCGCCUCGCUGAGAUGACCAGAUUUGGAGGUGGUGGUGGUGGUAGUAGAGGAUACGGUGGACGUGGCUACGGUGGUGGUGGCCGUGGACGUGGUGGUGGUGGUGGCAAUUUUUCGUCUUCUAACGUUGCUCCUUUAGGUGGAGGCAGACGUUGGUAA